GUGCCCAACGUCUCUUCCACUUGCAGUUUUGUGCGCGUCUUGUCGAGAGGUGUCUUUAGCCGUUCCGCAAGAAGAUUUUAAAAAAAAGAUGCCGUCUCUAUCAGAUCCAGUGGCUUUCGCCAAAGAUUUCCUCGCCGGCGGUAUUUCGGCUGCCAUUUCGAAGACUGCGGUCGCUCCCAUCGAACGAGUAAAGUUACUUUUACAAGUACAGCAUGUUUCCAAGCAGAUCGCAGCGGAUCAACGUUACAAGGGUAUGGUGGACUGUUUCGUCCGCAUUCCACGAGAACAGGGCGUACUCGCCUACUGGCGCGGUAACUUGGCGAACGUGAUCCGUUACUUCCCGACCCAGGCCCUCAACUUCGCCUUCAAGGACAAGUACAAGCAAGUCUUCUUGAGCGGAGUCGACAAGCACACACAAUUCUGGCGUUACUUCCUUGGUAACUUGGCAUCGGGCGGUGCCGCCGGUGCAACCUCACUUUGUUUCGUCUAUCCUCUCGAUUUCGCUCGUACCAGAUUGGCUGCCGACACCGGCAAAGCCGCUGGCGAGCGUGAAUUCUCCGGUCUUGGAAACUGCCUUACAAAGAUCUUCAAAUCCGACGGUCUCGGCGGUCUAUACAGAGGUUUCGGGGUGUCUGUACAAGGUAUCAUCAUCUACCGUGCCGCCUUCUUCGGUUUCUACGACACCGCCAAAGGCAUCCUGCCCGAUCCCAAAAACACACCGAUCAUCGUCUCGUGGGCCAUCGCUCAGACUGUAACGACAAUCGCGGGUAUCGUCUCGUAUCCAUUUGACACUGUCCGUAGACGUAUGAUGAUGCAGUCCGGCCGCAAGAAGACCGAGAUCGUCUACAAAAGCACGAUGCACUGCUGGGCGACGAUCGCGAAGACCGAAGGCGGAGCCGCCUUCUUCAAGGGAGCGUUCUCCAACGUGCUCCGUGGAACUGGUGGCGCCAUCGUACUAGUGCUUUACGACGAAAUCAAAAAUCUACUAUAAUUAGUUAACGAUAAUUUAUGCAAGCGGGAUAUACAAAUUUUUCCAAACGAAAAUUUAGUCGAAAAGUAUUUUAAAUUGUGCGCCGCCUCUUGACAUUCCGGCUGUAAGGCACAUCGACGGUCGUCCCGCCGCACACUUUAAAAUGCGUAGGUUAAAAGUAGAAUUAAUUUAUUUCAUCAAAAACUCAGUGAACAGAGAAAUUGUACGUUAAGUAUUAAAACGACUUACUUCAUCAUAAUCCGAGAACGUUUCGACAGCAGCAGCUCCUCCUCUAGGAUUAACAUGCAAUUGGUCAUUACAAUUUUCUUUCCGUUUUUUGGGUUAGCAGUUUCAACUGUAAAUAUAACUGUAGCGACAUCAAAUUGUUUUAACAAGCACUUACUUUUAGGGCUACUUGUUAAGUGUUACCAAGUUUGUUUAUAUUUUCGUUCGACUUUUGGCGAACUUAAUAAAAACUGUAAUAACAGGU
Photinus pyralis (common eastern firefly) is the source of this 1460-nucleotide messenger RNA. Its product is annotated as ADP,ATP carrier protein. NCBI's taxonomy places the organism in Eukaryota, Metazoa, Arthropoda, Insecta, Coleoptera, Lampyridae. Bases 89 to 991 code for a protein of 300 amino acids. Gene Ontology annotation, cellular component: mitochondrial inner membrane. The transcript has 4 exons. Gene Ontology annotation, molecular function: ATP:ADP antiporter activity. Gene Ontology annotation, biological process: mitochondrial ADP transmembrane transport; mitochondrial ATP transmembrane transport. The record is from RefSeq and is a predicted model, not a curated record.